This is a messenger RNA of Gasterosteus aculeatus aculeatus (three-spined stickleback), 1990 nucleotides long. RefSeq names its product heme-binding protein soul5, like (gene soul5l). The record is from RefSeq and is a predicted model, not a curated record. NCBI's taxonomy places the organism in Eukaryota, Metazoa, Chordata, Actinopteri, Perciformes, Gasterosteidae. Gene Ontology annotation, molecular function: heme binding.
CCCCCCCCCCCCCCUCACUGCGGUCCGUCCAGGGUGCAGCAGACUGCAGUCUCCCUCCCUCACUGCACUGCUCCUCACGCUGCUGGGACCAUGGCUUUCCUCUCCAUGUUUGCGUUGGCGGCCGUUGUGCUCUCUGCCGGAGGAAGUGUUGGGCCGAGUACCAACAGCAGCUUCUGCACCGAGUCCAAGGAGUGCCUGGAGUACCAGCUGGUCUGCAAGACUGACGAGUACGAGGUGCGACACUACAGCCCCACCCGUUGGGUGUCCACUGACGCAGAGGCCUACUUCAUGGGCGUGGGGGCAGCCAUGGCCUUCAGGAGACUCUUCCAGUACAUCACUGGAGCCAACGAGGGAGGCUUCCAGAUGGAGAUGACCGCCCCGGUACUGGUGAGAAUCCAGGAGGAGACCCGGAUGUGGGAGCCGGCCGUGUACUCGCUCAGCUUCCCGCUGCCGGCCGCCUAUCAGGAGGAGCCGCCGGCGCCCACCAGCGACAAGCUGUACUUCACGGAGAUGCCGGAAAUGGACGUCUACCUGAGGAGCUACGGCGGCUGGAUGCUGUCGGUGACGUCGCGGCUUCACGCUCACCUGCUGAACAAAGAGCUGGGGAGGGUGGGGGCUUCCUACAACCACAGCUUCCACUACGGGGUCGGCUACGACAGUCCCCUCAAACUGUUGAACAGGCACAAUGAGGUUUGGUACGUGGCCGAGGGGGAUCCGGUCUGCAAGGAUCCACAGGAGCCGACCCCCGCACACACCCCCAGGGUCACUCCUCCCAACUCCCCCACAGACUCACCAACCGAGCCCCUCCCCCACACUCUCUAUAGCUCACCCGCCCUCCCCCCCUCCAACGUUUCCUCACCCUCCUCUUCCCCCGUAGCGCCCUCCGACACCCCCGCAGCCCCCCCGUCCAGCGCUCUGCUUGGCUCCUCCUCCGACGCCCCCAUCCAGGUCUCGCAGGACCUGACCGCCAACUCCACGGCCUCCGGCUCCGCCAUCUGGUCCCCGGAGUACGUGGGGAACGGCACAGCCGGCGGGGGCUCAGCCCUGGAGGCCGGCGCCGCCCAGUAGCUUCAGGGGGAUUUACAGUGUGAGUCUGAGUAGAAAGAAGCAGGUGUUCCUGUAGCUCCUCCUCUAGGUAUGUUCUCUGCGCCCUAUCACAGCGUUGCACCUGCAGCUUCCUGUCCGCUCUGUAGUUCUGAGCUUAUCAGCCGCUUCAUAGAAUUAGAUAAGACAUGUUCAUCGCCACGGUUACGGUGUGGAGUUCAAGCUUAAAACUAACGAGCAGCUAUAAGGAGCUCCAUGGAGCCUGCUCAGUGACACGGUGACCUAUCAGAGGAAACACUCCAUGUCACUCGCCAUUCUUCUUCUUCAGUCAAUAUGCUACCAGCCUCUUGUCUGCGUCCGGCUUCCUGUCCGCUGAUCUCGUGAUAUUUGAGCUGCUAUGUUGGACAAUCAUCAUGGUCGUUAGGAUCAUCUUCCUAGAGCAGUAAUACUGUACGGCAUCUGAAGAAGGAGAGGUUGUGACCUUUACCUUCUGACUUCUUCUCCUUCUACAUCCUUUACCAGGGGUGCCCAAUAGGUCGAUCGCCAGGCAGUGCCAGUAGAUGUCAGGUGACCACGCAUGCUCCAAUGGAAAACUUGGUAGUGCUAAUUAGCGAUCCUUGCUUACUAACGGACACAUUUCAUUUAAGAGCAACACCGACUCCAAUCAAGUCAUCCAGUAAGGUGAUGACCAUCGUCUGACAGAUGAGCGGCUCCUUGUUUUUUAUAUUGAUUUGUGAACUCACAUGAUGUAGCGUUGUUGUUCCGUUUGAUUACCGCUACUACCCCCCGUCGCCUCGCCGCGGCUUGGUCGAUUGAAAAGGGUGGGCACCCCUGUCCUAUUCGAUGAUUUCUUCUUCUACUACAUCCUACACUAUGAGCUACGUCGCUAGUUAGCAUUGAUCUCUAGCUGAGCUGCGCAAUAAAAACAUGUGACUAACUCCUGGUA